This is a messenger RNA of Cucumis sativus (cucumber), 1871 nucleotides long. Its product is annotated as ubiquitin carboxyl-terminal hydrolase 3. The transcript has 6 exons. Gene Ontology annotation, biological process: protein deubiquitination. The record is from RefSeq and is a predicted model, not a curated record. Gene Ontology annotation, molecular function: cysteine-type deubiquitinase activity; cysteine-type endopeptidase activity. Gene Ontology annotation, cellular component: cytosol; nucleus. NCBI's taxonomy places the organism in Eukaryota, Viridiplantae, Streptophyta, Magnoliopsida, Cucurbitales, Cucurbitaceae. The coding region runs from base 350 to 1459 and encodes 369 amino acids.
UGUUUGUUUUAAUUCCAAACCAGUCCUUCUCCUUCUCUUCCUUCCUUCGUCCUCCUUCCUUCUUCCUUCUUCCUUCUUCCUUCUUCUUCUUCACCCAAACCCUUGUUUCCAAUCUUCCUUCACUCUCUGCAAUCACAAUUUCUACGAACGAAUCACCAACUCAGCUAUUUCAUGCCCACAAAAACCCUACAAUUUUCAUUCAACUACGAGACGAACCCACUACUCUCUCAGCCAACAGAUUUCUUUUUUUUUUUUUUUUUUUUCUCUCUUUCGUUUUCAUUUUGAUAUGGCGACCAAUUUCCUGAUUAAGAUCUGAGUUCCCUUUGAUUCUUUGUUUUCGACCACGCGGAUGGGUGCGACUGGCUCUAAGCUCGAGAAGGCUCUCGGUGACCAGUUCCCUGAAGGCGAGCGCUACUUUGGCCUUGAAAAUUUUGGCAAUACUUGUUACUGUAACAGCGUCUUGCAGGCACUGUAUUUUUGUGUUCCUUUUCGUGAGCAAUUGCUAGAUUAUUACUCAAACAACAAAAGUAUUGGAGAUGCAGAGGAAAACCUUUUAACAUGCUUAGCAGAUUUGUUCACCCAGAUUAGUUCCCAAAAGAAAAAAACUGGUGUCAUUGCCCCAAAGCGCUUUGUUCAGAGAUUGAAAAAGCAGAAUGAGAUAUUCCGUAGCUAUAUGCACCAAGAUGCUCAUGAAUUUUUGAACUUUUUGCUCAACGAACUUGUUGACAUACUGGAGAAAGAGGCACAUGCUAUUAAAAGUGAUGCAGAAAGUUCAUCACCGCCUGAAAAAAUUUCAAAUGGUCCCAAGACUGGUCAGGCAAAUGGUGCUCAAAAAGAGCCGUUGGUGACUUGGGUCCAUAAAAAUUUUCAGGGUUUACUAACUAACGAGACAAGGUGUUUGCGGUGCGAGACAGUUACAGCUAGGGAUGAAACUUUUCUCGACUUGAGUCUUGAUAUUGAACAGAACAGCUCAAUAACUAGCUGUUUAAAAAAUUUCAGUUCCACUGAGACAUUGAACGCGGAGGACAAGUUUUUCUGUGACAAGUGCUGCAGUUUGCAAGAAGCACAGAAGAGGAUGAAGAUUAAGAAACCACCUCAUAUCCUUGUCAUUCAUCUGAAGCGGUUUAAAUAUAUUGAGCAGCUUGGUCGCUAUAAAAAGCUGUUAUACAGAGUUGUUUUCCCUCUUGAGCUGAAGCUUAGCAACACGAUGGAGGAUGCGGAUUCUGAGUACUCUUUGUUUGCUGUUGUGGUUCAUGUUGGAAGUGGACCCAACCACGGACACUAUGUUAGCCUUGUGAAAAGCCAUAACCACUGGUUAUUUUUUGACGACGAAAAUGUGGAAAUGAUUGAUGAGUCUGUUGUGCAGACAUUCUUUGGAUCUGCACAGGAAUAUUCUAGUAAUACUGAUCAUGGCUACAUCUUAUUCUAUGAGAGCAUUGGCACUGGCAACAAGAGCUGAUAAUUGGAGAAUUCCCAUAUCAUCAGCCGUCGGGUAAUUUAUAAUUCGACUCUUGUUUUUUUGGCUUCGCAUGUUUAUUAAUGUUAUUAUUACUUUUUUUUUCUUUUUUUUUUUUCCUUUUUAUAACACCAUUGGGAAGAGCUGUGAAAUAUUAUUGAUGUUAUGGACUGAAAAAAUGUAUACAUGUUCGUUUGCCAGUUUGGCAUAUAUAGUGUUGGCGGCAGCUUUUCUUUUCCCCUUUCAAUAAGUGAAAAGAGAGCAAUGUAUGAUGUUUAUGAAUUGCUGCUUUAGAGUUGGAAUGACUUCCUAUUUUGAUUCUGUUUCUAUUUAGUAUAUACAUUCUGAUGAUGUAGAGCAAUCAAUUAACAUCUAUUGAGUUCAAUUCCUCAUCAGACAGCAAUGGGAUUUUUCA